ACGGAGCAGAUAAUAAAGUGGGAAGCCAAAGGCAAUGGAGGAACGCAAGAUAUUUAUUUGUUAUAGAUCCGUGUUUGGAAUAUGCGAGCUUCGCUACACAGCACGUGGCAUGACACGAAAAUCGAUAAACCGUUAGUGUUCAUUCCUUCAGUGCCAUCAACAGCCAUAGCUAACUACAGUUAUAGCCAAGAGGCUUCUUCUUCUUGUUCAUUCUUCCUGGCUCUCUUUCUCCUGUGUCUUGUACAGAAAUGGAUUCUCUGCGUGUAUCGCACCUUUUGAAUUCGUCUCCUAGAACCAAUUUCUAUAGAAAGCAAUUGAAAUUCCAACAUUCUCUCCUCAAUCCAAGGAUUUCUUUUCCUCUUCGCAAUCGAUCAACUAGCUUUAACAGAAUCAUUUGCGGUGUUUCCUCUACUCAAACUAGGGAGGAAGAGAAGAAGAUGAAAACAAACAAAUCAAAGUCAGGGAGUGGAAAGGUGCGACUUAAUUUUCGGCUAGAUCACCAAGUUGAAUUUGGAGACCAUGUAGUAAUUUUGGGGUCUACCAAAGAACUGGGUCUAUGGAAGAAGAAUUUGCCUAUGACUUGGACAG
Molecule: messenger RNA, 588 nt
Organism: Jatropha curcas
Lineage: Eukaryota; Viridiplantae; Streptophyta; Magnoliopsida; Malpighiales; Euphorbiaceae
Source: RefSeq, a predicted model, not a curated record